This is a messenger RNA of Cladophialophora psammophila CBS 110553, 2259 nucleotides long. RefSeq lists its product as uncharacterized. The record is from RefSeq and is a predicted model, not a curated record. Lineage: Eukaryota; Fungi; Ascomycota; Eurotiomycetes; Chaetothyriales; Herpotrichiellaceae. The transcript has a single exon. The coding region runs from base 1 to 2259 and encodes 752 amino acids.
AUGGUGAACCUCCACGAGUCCCUCAAGGCUCUUGCCCCCUGCAAAUUCUCCGACGUCCCGCAGAAGCAUGAAGAGUUAGAUCCUUUCUUAUCCGACCUCUUCUCCCAAGUCCAGACGAUAGUCGAGUCCAUACCUAUCCCCGAUCUUGACCCUUCACACCGCCAUCGCUCGCAUACCACGGGCUCAAUCGCCGCCAACAAUGCUUCCGAAAUGUUCAUCUCGUCUGCGCGGAGCCCUCCUCCGGCUCCAGAAUAUGCGGCCCUACAACAAGAGUGGGGAAAGCCGAUAAAGCUUGCGGCGAAAGAGAACCCGCUGGGUAUAGCGGUCUACAAAUUAUCUAGCAAGGAUGGAAAAGGCUCGUGGUUUGCUCGAAGGAGUGUGCAUGAGGGGUUGGGCUUCAGUCGCCUCAAACGCGGGUUUGAGCGGGAAUUUCCAACUUCGCUCGCUGUCCAAGGCAAACCCGGGGAAGGGAAUAUCAGAGGUAUAGGUGCGGAAACUAGGGUCGAAGAAAUCACAGUGCCGAACCACGGGAAGAUCGAAGUAUACCGCCUCAGUGCUCAAUUUCCAGGACCUACAACUCCACGUGAUUUCGUCACUCUUCUGGUUACCUCAUCCAAGGCAAUCAAACACCAUGGGGAGUCUCACAAAGCGCCUGAUCUGGCUCCACGCCAUUACAUGAUCAUAUCUAAACCGUGUGACCACCCGGGGACGCAGCCUAGGAAUGGCUUCAUCCGUGGCCAGUAUGAAUCGGUAGAGUUCAUUCGCGAGAUUCCCAGAAAGUUGAAAUCCACCAUGUCAUCGACAGAUUUGGGUCAUUUCAGCCACCACCGAGCACCUUCACCGUCGCUCGAGAAAGACAUUCUAAGACAGAACGCAGAGAAGCGGGUAAUGGAUGCUGACCAGCUCCACCUGCAGGACUAUAGGCACUUGAGGGUCGAUACUCACGGCUCAGGACUCAGAGAGCCUUCCCCAGGAAGCAGAAAGAGGAGCGUUACGGUCGAUGCCCCUAAAAGUCCUAUCAGGACCCCGGAUCCCGCCGAGCCCUUUGACCCCGAAGAGAACCCCGUUGAAUGGAUCAUGGUUACUCGAAGUGAUCCGGGUGGCAGCGUUCCACGGUUUAUGGUUGAGAGAGGCACUCCUGCAAGCAUCUGUGCAGACGCCUUGAAAUUCCUGGACUGGGCAUGUCAAAGAGAAGACGACGAGGAUGACGUUGACAGAGCUGAACAUUGGCCUAAUAGCCAGCGUCGUGCAAGCUUUGCCAGCUGGGAAGCCAACGGGACCCUUGCUGGGAUUAAGGAACACGAAGAGAGUCUUCAGGUCAUUGGGCAGUCAACGCCCAGUACCCCCAAGGCUUCCGCUACUUAUGCAUCACCAUUGACCAACGGCAAUAACAGUGAAUCCCUGCUCGAUACGCCGCCGUCGCCUUCCCAUAUAUUAAAUGCCGUGACCGAGACCAGUAACUCCUAUACUCCACAGGCAGUUCGCGAACAUCUACCUCAAAUUCGAAACAAUGACGCCGAGGUUGACCAAUGUAUAACCAAAGAGGAAAUCCAGCAAGGGGAUAAUCCAGAUGGUGACGACGAUGACACCUCUACAAUUUCAACCACUUCAUUUGCCUCUGCCGACUCACAUCUGACGUCCGAGGAAUCACCUUCGGUCUCUUCCAAAUCUCUGUCAGAACAGGCUGAGAGCCAACUCCUUCAGCAACAUGACAAAGAAAUGGCCAAGCUCUCGGAACGCAAGGCUGCAAUGGAUGCCAAAUUUGCGAAACAGCGGGAAAAGCUAACCAGUCAGGCCAAUAAAGACACCGAGAGAGAACAACAUGCUCUGAAAAAGGCCGAGGUGAAACACCAGCGUGAACUCAAGAAACAUGAAGAAAGGUAUCAGAAGGAGGUGGCCAAACUGGAGCAGAAGAGAAAAAGAGAGGCGAAGAAAUUGGAGGAGAAGAAACGCAAACAGGUUGACAAGGACGAAAAGUCACGAUUGACCAGAGAACGGGACGAAGCAAGAGUCGAACUGGAGCUUCUGAAAAAGGAGCAGGAAAUGCUCACUCGCCAGAUCGGAGAAUUGCAGAGAGAGAACACCACACUGACAGCCCGGAUAGGGAAGCUCGAUGGAAGCGCAACUUCAGUUGACAGUCCACUCAGCGGCACCACUAGGUUCAGGGCCAUGACGAUGGGACACGAGAACCGCGGACGGAGUUCCAGUCUGAUAUAUCGGAAGAAGGACAAGGGGGAAACGGGCAGCCAGCAUUCAUGA